Messenger RNA from Carica papaya (papaya), 1471 nucleotides. It is a transcript of the gene PP2C5, whose product is annotated as phosphatase 2C5. The record is from RefSeq and is a predicted model, not a curated record. Gene Ontology annotation, biological process: protein dephosphorylation. Gene Ontology annotation, molecular function: protein serine/threonine phosphatase activity; cation binding. NCBI's taxonomy places the organism in Eukaryota, Viridiplantae, Streptophyta, Magnoliopsida, Brassicales, Caricaceae.
AUAAGAAGGCUAACAGAAAACCAGGAAGGGAAUUGACAAGAAAGAGAAAGAAAAGAAAAGAAAAAAGGAAAGAAAGAAGCAAGAUGCCGUGUGCGAUGGUGGUACCAAACUCCCCGAUAUUCUCGUCAACUUCGAGAAUUCCUCCGAUGUUUUGCAAAUCUUCGUCGUCUUCCCCGUGCUCGUCUCCCAGGUCACCGUUGCCGGCGUCUUCUUCCUCAUCUCCGAAAUCGCCGCUGUCGCUACGUGCACAGAGACAGGGAGUCGGAUCGGGUAUUGCGUCCGGACUUGGCUGGGGCUCCACUGCAGUUAAGAGGAAGAGACCGGCGCGGAUAGAUAUACCGGUGCAGACGUGGAGUCUCGCUGUGGAGACGCCGAGAGGGGAGAAGACGGUGGAGGUAGGGGAGGAGGAUGGAGAUGGAUACUCUGUGUAUUGCAAGAGAGGAAGAAGAGGUCCGAUGGAAGAUCGCUUCUGUGCCGUGGUUGAUGGUGCGGGAGAUGAUAAGCAGGCUUUUUUUGGUGUUUUUGAUGGGCAUGGAGGGCCAAAGGCUGCUGAAUUUGCUGCAAAGAAUUUAGAUAAGAACAUAAGGGCUGGAUUAUUGAGCAGCAGAUGUGAAGAAGGAAUAGAAAGUGCUAUUAAGAAAGGGUACCUUACUACAGAUAUAGAAUUUCUAAAGGAAGAUGUAUCAGGGGGUACGUGUUCUGUCACCGCAUUGAUUCAGAAAGGUGAUCUUGUUGUAUCAAAUGUUGGUGAUUGCCGUGCUGUAAUGAGCCGGGGAGGAGUUGCAGAGGCUCUUACCUCCGAUCACAAGCCUUCAAGGAAAGAUGAACGGGACAGGAUUGAAGCUCUGGGCGGCUAUGUGGAUUGCCGCAAUGGGGUAUGGAGAAUACAGGGGACUCUCGCUGUGUCGAGGGGAAUUGGAGACGGGCAUCUCAAGACAUGGGUAAUUGCAGAGCCAGACACAAAAAUCUUAAGAAUUGAGUCUGAAUGCGAGUUCUUAAUCCUAGCAUCUGAUGGUCUUUGGGAUAAGGUAACUAAUCAGGAAGCCGUAAAUCUUGUUCGUCCUUUAUGCACAAAUGCUGCUAAGCCUGAACCUCAUCUGGCCUGUAAAAAGCUUGUUGACUUAUCUUCAAGAAGAGGUAGCACAGAUGAUAUAAGUGUGAUGAUAAUCCUAUUAGGUUGUUUCGUUUCGUAAUUUAUUAUAGAAAAUCUGGAUGACCGCCAGUAAAUUUUGCUUCAAUUUUGGAUGGAAGGCACCGAUCUGUAAAGCAGACACCUCUCCUCUACUAGAUAAAGAAGAUAAGAUAGUGGUUUUAAGAGUGGAGAAGAUGGUUUUGAUACUGACAAUAGAUUAUAUUUGUAAAUCUUCUAGGUUGAGGCUCAUGGUUUAAUGAAUCGUGAUCAUAAUGCUUGUGGAAAUUAUAGACGGACUAAGGUUACCUAUAUAGCAUCAUGUUUUACAUUAAUUUUUAA